This is a messenger RNA of Lampris incognitus (smalleye Pacific opah), 546 nucleotides long. Its product is annotated as gamma-crystallin M3-like. The record is from RefSeq and is a predicted model, not a curated record. The transcript is spliced from 3 exons. Gene Ontology annotation, molecular function: structural constituent of eye lens. The coding region runs from base 13 to 546 and encodes 177 amino acids. Gene Ontology annotation, biological process: lens development in camera-type eye; visual perception. NCBI's taxonomy places the organism in Eukaryota, Metazoa, Chordata, Actinopteri, Lampriformes, Lampridae.
ACAACUGCAACCAUGACCAUGGGCAAGAUCAUCUUCUACGAGGACAGGAACUUCCAGGGUCGUUCCUAUGAGACCAGCAGCGACUGCGCUGACAUGUCCUCCUUCCUGAGCAGGUGCCACUCCUGCAGGGUAGAGAGCGGCUGCUUCAUGGUCUAUGAUCGUUCCAACUACAUGGGCAACCAGUACUUUGUUAGGAAGGGAGAGUACUCUGACUACCAGCGUAUGGGCAUGAGCGACUGCAUCAGGUCCUGCCGCAUGAUCCCCAUGCACAGGGGCCAGUUCAGGAUGAGGAUCUACGAGAGGGAGAACUUCGGCGGCCAGAUGCACGAGCUGAUGGAUGACUGUGACUCCAUGGUGGAUCGUUUCCACAUGUCCGACAUGCAGUCCUGCAACGUGAUGGACGGCCACUGGCUGAUGUACGAGCAGCCCCACUUCAGAGGCAGGAUGAUCUACGUGAAGCCUGGAGAGUACAGGAACCUCAGAGAUAUGGGCACCAGUGGCAUGAAGCCCAUGAGCAUGAGGCGCAUCAUGGAUUCCUGUUACUAG